CGCAGGCGUAGAGCGAGGCUUCCGCUUCAUUCCCAGCCGGGCUCGGAGCGGAUCACUUCGGGGACAAGAGAGAGGCGCUCGGCCCAAGCCAACGGAACCAGUGCUGCAACAUGUCGGAGCCGAAAUACCGAGAAUGGAUCCUAGAAACCAUCGACUCCCUGCGCUCGAGAAAAGCCCGACCGGACCUGGAAAGAAUCUGCCGAAUGGUCCGAAGAAGACACGGCUCAGACCCGGACAAAACCAGGGCUGAACUAGAAAAACUGAUCCAAGAGCAAACUGUGCUGAAAGUUAGCUACAAGGGGUCCAUCUCCUACAGGAACGCUGCUAAAGUGCAAAGGAAAUGCAGAAAGAGAACGGAGCAAACCCCCGACAGCGGCGAGCCGCUCGGUGAACACGACAAACACGCCGGUUUCAUUAACAACGACAGCGCGCUCAGCCUCACGGACCAAGAGGAGUGCGAGGACAAGGAGCCCGAGGAACCCGGCGCGAGCCCGUGUCCUGACCCCCUGCCUCAAACCUCGCCCUCCGCUCUUGUAAAGGAAGAGCAGAUUUUACCACAGUCUAGCGGAAACAGUUUUGUUAGUUGUGGCGCAUCGGGCCACUCCGCCGGGAGCGUGAAAGCAAGUGCAUCGAGAGACAAGAGAUUAGUCUCCGAGGCGGGGGCGAGCGGCUCCUCUCACCGCGAUGCUUCAGGCGCGAGCGGACGGGCCGAGGGAGACACGCCGCUCGCCGCUGGACACGAGGGCAGAGAUCAGGAUGAGGAGGAAGAGAAAGAAGAGAAAACUUGCUCGAGCGUCAGCAGUCCGCCUCCGAGAAACAAGAUCCCCGCGUCCCCCAAACCUAAACUCAAGGUGGGGGCAAAGGGCGCCGGGGCGCGCGGCUCGGAGUCUCCGGACGGGAACAGCGCUGAUUUGGGCGAUAGACUCGUUGCCGCGGUCCGAAGUCUGACCGAGAGACACCGGGGCUCCGCCGCAACGCGGGGCCACGCACCGCCGGGACUCAAAGAGAUCCUCGACUUCCUCAGCACGCAGCGAGGGAUGCCCGAGGAGAAGCUGACCCGCAACCGCGUUAAAGUGGUGCUGGAGCGCGAGAUCGAGAGGGGUCGUCUCCGCAGGACCCGCCUGGGCCACAUCACUCUCCCCGCGCGGGGGAUGGGGGCGGCCAAGCCGUCCGCGCGGCUCCCGAGGAGCGCACCGCAAGACAGACAUCUCGAGAAAAAGGAGGAGGUGAAGGAGGAGGAAAGGAUGGAGGUGGAGGGUGAGGAGCAUGGCCCGGCGGAGGACUCUCCCCAGACCCAGGCUUGCACUGACCCAGUCUCACCGGACACAGAGGUCCAGGUCGAUCACAGCCCCAGCUCCCCACUGACCUCGGAGGGGAAGUCCCAGUCAUCUUCAUCGCUGGAGACGGCACACCAGAGCUCCUCACGGCAGGAAGUAGACGUGGGCGGACGUGAAGAGCAGACAACGUCAGUCGAGCCCGAUGAUACUGGUGCUGAGAAAAACACAGAAGCGCCCGAUCAGCUACAUCCCAGCUCUGAGGAUCAGGUGAUUGUGAUGUCAGAGACAGAGAAGGCUCCCUCGUCAUUACCUAUGAGAGACUGUUCAGGCUGUAAGCUGGAAGUGGGAGUGUCGUCUUGUCUGCUGACCCCCUCGGCCUCACCAGGAGCAGCUGAAGAACGAGGGAUGAAUGAAGGAAUAGCUGGCUUUGUGAAGCUGGAGACGGGUGGCAUGAGCCCGGUGGACUGGACUGUAGCAGACGUGGCCAGCUACUUCACCGCGGCUGGAUUUCCAGAGCAGGCGCUCGCCUUCAGGACACAGGAGAUCGACGGGAAGUCCCUCCUUCUGAUGCAAAGGAAUGAUGUGCUGACGGGCCUGUCAAUCAGACUUGGUCCCGCCCUAAAGAUCUAUGAAAGACACGUGAAGGUUCUGCAGAGGACCCAUUUCCAGGAUGAUGAAGCUUUCUGCUGAUACACACACACACACACACACACACACACACAUACACACUUAUAUAUAUUAGCUGUUGUGUAUGACAAAGUACACCUGCACAUAUAUCUACAAUAUUUACUCAUCCCAGAACACACAUAUUUCUGAACAUUCAGUGGGACUGUUCAGGACUUUCUGGACAGAAACAGUUCUUGUUUUUUUGUUUUUGUUUUUUUUUCAAUCGGUAAUCCAACAGCUAUUGGAAAAAAAAGAGUAAAAUGAACAGAACUAAGCAGAAGUAUGUUGUGAGUUUAGGAGAAAGAAGACUGAAGACAGUUCCUUUUCUUUGUGCAGUUAAUGCUGCUCUGAUGGAUACUACUGUUUGGAUUGUGACCUUUGACCCUGAAUGCAUGUCAUCAAGCGGGGAUUUGUCCUGCAGUACUUAUUCAGUCCAGUAGAGGGAACAGACAGAGAACAUCAUUUUUUUCUUUGUGACCUCACUGGUUUCAAGUUUGUCACUGAAACCAGACAAAGGCUGGAUGGUUUCCACUGCGCACAAGAUGUUCUGUUAAAAAAUCCUGGUUACAGUUUGAAAGAAGUCAAUUCUGACUGGAUAUUUGCUCUUAACAUGUUAACUCGUUUGCAAUGACACUGAAACCCUUGUCUUCCUUCAGUGAUGGAUUGAAUAUUUCUUCCUAACAUUCUGGAAUGAGCUUCUAAUGUUCCUUCCAGUGUCCGAAAAAACCUUGGUACGUUUGUGCAGACCUCUUGGGCGCAUCUCACAGAAAAUCUCCCUUUAAAGUGACUUUGACUCCUUUAAUCUUGGAUUUGUGGAAUAUCACCAUUAAUAACUGAGCAUAAUUUUUGUAAAUAUCAAUACAUGUUUAAGCAUAUUCCUUCACCAGCAGUUGAAGAAUGUGUCUGAAUGUCCUCAAACGCACAGAAAGCCCCGAAGCCAUGCAGCUCUUCAGCUUCACAGUUUGUGGAAUAUAUCUGUAUCAGCCCAUCAGAUGAAUAUUGUCAGAACUGAGAAAUAAAGGAUGGGUCCAUUUAACAAAUGACAAGAACUGACUUGUGGAAGUAGGACACAUUGAAAUGCUAACACGCUUGCUAACCUGUGCUUUCGCUCCAGUGUAUUUAGCAUCGCUGGACUGAUCACACAUACAGAUGGAUCCAUCACUCUUGUAAAUAGGACUGUUACUGAUUCUGCCACCAAACACGGGUUCAUUUCCAUCGUGAAGAGACCCUGACUGAGUUUAAAUUGCUCGAAAAGUCAGUCUGAUUUCAGAUUAGAGUAACCUUCGUUUGGCCUGACAAUUGUAGCACCUUGAAUUCCUCAAACUCUCUUGAUUUAUUUAUUCCUUUGUAUGUUUGUUUAUAAAACUGUAUGGUCAUUUUUAUAAUGUUAACAACUUAAUGUCUAAAAUACGAGAAUGUCCUUUGGUUGAUUUACAGUUUAAAGACCACUGGCAACAGAAAGCUGGAGCUCACUGCGAUGUUGAUAAUGCUGUCCAUGCCUUUCAUGAUGAACCUCUUUUCUACUCUGAACCUAUUAAUGAAGUCGAAUGUCAACAAAAAAACUGUUAAAAGUUUGUUUUCUGUGUUCUCAGUGAGUCUUUGUAAUAAAUACAUCUUUAGAUUGCAAGAAAACAAGCAGCACAAAGCUAUUUUAAGACAAAAAGCUAUAAGUGUUGUUAGAGAUUGAAACGUUGGAGGGUUUGCCAGCAGAGGGUGACACGGAGACCCAAAUGUUUGGUCUGGGAUACAACUGUAAAUGUCAUCAGGGUAUAUGUUUACCUACAGCCAUAAGAUACGACUUUAGACCAGCAUCCACCUCGAUGAAUGUAGAUGCUGGGAGUGACUCCAAAAGAAAAGAAAAAAAGCAUUGUCCAAUAAUUGUGUAAGUUAUUGAAUGUCCAAGUGUGUUCAUUUUGAGGAACUUCUGUCUUGGUUGUUUCUUCCACCAUUUCUGUUGUUUUGUAAUGAGAAAGACGGAAAGCUUUUUGAUUACUUGCAUUAAAAAGUACUUUCCAGA
This is a messenger RNA of Carassius gibelio (silver crucian carp), 3960 nucleotides long. RefSeq names its product sterile alpha motif domain containing 1b (gene samd1b). Gene Ontology annotation, molecular function: protein binding; DNA binding. NCBI's taxonomy places the organism in Eukaryota, Metazoa, Chordata, Actinopteri, Cypriniformes, Cyprinidae. The record is from RefSeq and is a predicted model, not a curated record. The transcript has 7 exons. The coding region runs from base 111 to 1967 and encodes 618 amino acids.